AUGCCGGGCACACGCUGGGAUGCCAACACUCCUCAGCCCGACCGGGAGUAUAUCUCGGACGAGGCGCACCUACUGCCGUUACCUCCAGACGCUCCCGAUCUCCACGAACUCAACGCUUCACUCGACGCCCUCUCCACCGUCUUCCCCGACGUACAAAUAGACGUCUUCCGCGAGAUGCUCUCCAGCUUCGACGGCGAAUCGAGACUGGCCCUGGUCGCCAACGCUCUCAUCCAAAACAAGGUCACCUGGGUCAAGGCCGAGAAACUGGCAUGGCAAGAAUUCAAAGGAUUGUCCAAAUCAACAAUAACUGCAGUCCUGGCCGAGAACAAUUACUGGUACCCAGAUGCCCGCCCAACUUUGGUCAGCCUUUCGUCCAAAUCCUGGCGGUUUGCCAUCUCGUCCCUCUUCCUGCGCAGGAAGUCUGUAUCAGGCACCGAGGCCGCAACACACCCGCUUGUCAUCUGGAAGUCUUCUGGCCGGGGUUCUAUUGUGCCCUGUAUCAAGACCACAGGAAAUCCCGAACUGGAUAAGGAGCUAUAUGAAGCGCUCAUCGUUCCUAUUCUGAAACAGGCACGCCAGGAAUUGGAAGACAAGGAUCGCACCUUGGCCGCAGAACUCAACACCAAAGAGGCAGAGCGACUAGAAAGCAUGUUUGAAUGCUCAUGCUGCUUCACCGAAGCCACGUUCGAGGAGAUUGUCGCUUGCAACGUUGACGGCCAUACCAUCUGCUUCCGAUGUGUACACCAUACCCUCUCGGAAGCUGUGUUCGGACAAGGCUGGCAGUCAACCAUCAACACGGAAACCGGUACGCUACGUUGCCCGGCCGUCGAAGGUAGCGGGUGCAAAGGGUGUAUCUCGCAAGAACAGAUGCACCGAGCCAUGGUUGAGUUCAAGAAGGGCGCCGGGAUUAUGCACAAGUUCGAGCAACGUCUGGCCGAGCACAGUCUCGUAGCCAGCGGGCUCCCUCUUGUCCGCUGCCCUUUCUGCUCCUACGCCGAAGUCAAUGAGAUCUACGAGCCUCCCACCCCACUGACUCACCACUCUCCUAGAAAGAGCGCCUUCCAGCUGAUAUUCGCCGUUCUCUGCAUCGGCUUCAUGCCAUUCCUUCUACCCCUCGUAGUCAUAAUUGGAAUAGUUACGGUCCUACUAAGCUACAAGAAGGAAAUAGCAAUCCCCCUAUCUAAGGAAUACCACGCCGCACGCGAACGUCUUCACCGCCGUCGUCGCGGAUCCAAGUUCACCUGCCGAAACCCUGAGUGCCAACGCAACUCGUGUCUCUCGUGCAGCAAAGAAUGGAUUGACAUACACGUCUGCAAUGAGUCAUCCCUCGUCGCCUUGCGCACCCAAGUAGAGCAAGCCAUGAGCAUGGCCGUCAAGCGAGUCUGUCCCCGCUGCAACACCUCCUUCGUCAAAACCGCCGGCUGCAACAAGCUCACUUGUCCCUGCGGAUACAAAAUGUGCUACGUUUGUCGGAAGGACAUUGGCGGGGAUGGGGACGGCCCAGACGUGGGCUACAGACACUUUUGUGAUCACUUUAGGCCCGAGGGCGAUGGGAGGAAGUGUGAGAAGUGCACCAAGUGCAAUCUGUGGGAGGCUGAGAAUACGGAACUUGUCCUGAAGCAGGCUAAAGAGGAGGCCGAGAGGAAGUGGUUUGAGACGGAGAAUAGGGAGUUGACGGGCGCGGAGAAGGUGUUCUUGGAGACGGGCAUGGCGAUUGACCCGAAUGCGGCGGCGAGGAUGGAUAAGAUGUAUGUGAAUGGGGGUUGGCGGGUGCCUAGGCUGGCGGAGGUUUUGGAUUUCAUGGUGGAAUAUGUUUUGGAGGCGUAA
Messenger RNA from Sordaria macrospora k-hell, 1827 nucleotides. RefSeq lists its product as uncharacterized. The record is from RefSeq and is a predicted model, not a curated record. NCBI's taxonomy places the organism in Eukaryota, Fungi, Ascomycota, Sordariomycetes, Sordariales, Sordariaceae. Gene Ontology annotation, biological process: proteasome-mediated ubiquitin-dependent protein catabolic process; protein linear polyubiquitination. Gene Ontology annotation, molecular function: ubiquitin binding; ubiquitin-protein transferase activity. Gene Ontology annotation, cellular component: ubiquitin ligase complex.